This is a messenger RNA of Thermothelomyces thermophilus ATCC 42464, 3314 nucleotides long. RefSeq lists its product as uncharacterized. The record is from RefSeq and is a predicted model, not a curated record. The transcript is spliced from 2 exons. Bases 139 to 2862 code for a protein of 907 amino acids. NCBI's taxonomy places the organism in Eukaryota, Fungi, Ascomycota, Sordariomycetes, Sordariales, Chaetomiaceae. Gene Ontology annotation, cellular component: Sin3-type complex.
AAGGCCCCGGUCGGCCCCACGAUGGGCCUGAGACGUGGUCCCUGCUGUUGACAUGGAUGCCGUCCUACGGGCGAGCCAGCCGUUCCUGGGUCCCCGCAAUGUCGAGGCGGCCGUCGACGUCGACGGAGCAUUAACACCAUGUCGCUACGCAUCCCCUUCCCGACCGCCGUCGACCCGAGGGUGCACCGGGAAGAGGAGUUGACGCUGGCCCGGAAAGCUUCCUACCAAAGAAGUGCAAGGUCCGCCGUGCCGGAAACGCCAGAUGACGCAGCCAUGGGCAGUGUGCCUGCCCCUCCUCCUCCUCCGAACACGAACCGGCGUCGUAUCGUCCUCCCGGAUCCCGUGGCCUUCAGGUUCCUCGAGGAAGAUCCUUCGGUGAGCGUCGUCGAGCGCAGACAUGUCCUCCCGGGCUACGAGCUCUACCUUGUCGAGCAGUGGGCGUGCUCUCGCCAAUCGCCCACCCUCGUCAUUGCCGCCUACACUGGCGACCCGAGACAUUCCGUCGUCGUCGGCGUGCUGGAGGUGCCCGCUGACGAGAGGGAAUGGUCGCCGAGACUGAGGGUCUACUACAAGGCCAUCCACCAGUAUCACGCACGGCCCAAGGAGACGGAAGUCGGCGAGCUCAUGGUCACCAAUCUCAGCAGCUUCCCCUCGGCGCUGACCGUCAUCCCCGUCCCCGAGGGCGACAUACGAAAACACCGCCGAGAGUUCAUCGUCAACGAAAACCUCAAGCGACUAGGCUGCGCGGGCCGCUCCGGCCUUACGCUCGCAGAGCCCACCUCGGCCACCCAGGCAAAGUUCAUGCAAAUGUACAAAACGAGCGACAGGAUACCCUUUUACCAGGCCGUUAUCGAGCUCGUGAAGCUGUGCCAGGUCGCCCUCUUUCUGUUCGGCAUGCUCGACCAAGAGUACAUCGACGGCCUGCUCUGCGACAUCACCGAAACGGCUAUCAACGACUGGUGGACCGCGAUUGGCUCUGAGCACUUCAACAUUGAACCGACAGACGGCAUCCUGGGACCGACUACGGUUGCUGCCCUUCUCGGCACGCUCUUGGGAGCGAGGAACCGGCUCAGCUACUGGGGUGCUCCCGUGUCCAAGGACGCCUUCGACGUCGAGAGCAUGAAGAAGGGCAUCGGCAGCUUCCAGAAAUCCAUGAGGAUGGAGAGGACCCGCCGCCUGGACCGGCAGACGCUGCUCAAGCUGCACAGCGUGACGGCCAAGGCGGCCGCAGGAGACGGCGGUUGGGGCGUGCAGAAGGCCGUCAAGUCCACCGUGGCCGAAAUCGGCGGCAAGCGUGGCGAGCUGGUGAUAGGCAUGGUGGGCGGUCGUGACAAGGCCAACAUUGGAGACGUCGAGACACUGGACCUGAACAAGGUCAUCAGCCUGGUAUCCGGCGAGCGCCCAAAAUGGCUAUGGCACGGGAAGCCAAGAAGGACCCUCCAAGGCGACGAGCAAGACCACGCGCCGUCGGCGUUCGGCAGAGAAUUGAGAGACGAGAAAGGCCUGCAGGGAGGGGGCAGAAGGACGCACUCGGCGCCAAUGGAGGAGGAGGGGGGAGAGCUCAGGAGGAACGAAGACUCGUCCGCAAGCUUCUCGCCCCUGCAGGCCACGCACUCGCUGCCGGUCGCGGCAGAGACUGCCGGUGGCGAUCGAGACGCCUUACGGAGGACCGUCUUCAAGAGCGUCGCGGGGAAGGUGAACGAUGCUCGCUCGGGGCUAGGCCGCAUCAGAGAUGCGGUGGGGGGCGGUCUGAGAGGGCACGUCAGCCGGCCCUCCAAGGACGAUACCCCGGACACGGCCGCGAGCGGGUACUCGAGCCCGAGCAUUGCGACGCUGGCCCAGUCCUCGGCUGCCGUGACGAGCCCGGUGGCCGUAGGCAAGGCUUUUUCUUGGAAAGUCCGGCCGGAAGACUACCUUCCUAUCCUCAAAGACAAGGAGGGAGGGGGCCCGGCGUCUGCAGGACCGCCUUUGGGUGCGAACGAAUCGGGCGGCCGGUUGGCUGCGGCAAAUGGUGACCAGCCUUUCGCGGAGCCCUACCGUACACUCGACGACAAGGAGCGGUUGGAGCUCGCGCUUGUCGGUAUAGGGAAGGAGGUCCGCAGCACAAACGCCUCCGCAGCGGGCUCUGUUGUUGCCGAUGGUGACCUGGAAGGGCCGGUCCUGGCCAUCGAACGCAACUCUGACGGGCUGCUGCUGUCGCUGCAGCGGCGGCACAGCAUCGACUGUCUCGCUUCCCUCCGCCCGCAUCCCCACGAGGCCCGUUACCCGCAUCGGCUGUCCUUCAGCGCGGCCGAGGACGCGGUCCUCUCCUGGGAGGACCUCGUCAGCCUAACAACCGAUCCCAAGCCGGAUUCUAACGAUCUGGCAAGCCUACGCUCACAAGCCGAGCUGUCCUUCAACCUGUACGCCCGCCUCCAGCAAAUACAAGCCGGCCUCGCCCCGUGGACGUCGAGCAAGUUGGCAUCCGUAACAGCCCUCGACCACAGUCUCGAGGAGCAGCAGACGGAACUGCAAGCCUUGCACGACGCGGUAAACGAGGCGUACGAGCGUGCGCGGCACACCAGCAACGAGCUGGUGGUGGAUGAGCGGGCGCGGCUGGCCGAGACGGUCAAGGACAUCGACAUGUUAGCGGCCAAGCUCGAAUACGAGAUUGGGGCGCUCGUAUCGCGGGUCAACGAGGUCGAGGACGGGGUCGCCCAGUUUGAGGCGCAGGUCGAGGACGUCGAACGCCGCGCCGAGGAGCUGAAGGAAGUACUCGAGACGGAGAGCUGGUUGCACUGGCUCGUGAGAACCAUCACGGGCAUCGGGACGGGGCCUAACAUCACGAGCGGCGUUCCUCCGAGGAUGGAGGGCACGCGGUGAGGACGGCAAGUUGUGGUAAAUUUAGAUUUUUGUCUAUUGGAUACUCCAAGGGAUCAGAACGGCGGUUGGUGUUGGGCGUUGUAAAUACAAACAUAGGGGAUUUGCAUCUGUCGGGUGUCGGGCUUGUUACUGCUUGGAAGAAGGCAUCGCAUCGGGUGUUUGGAGAUUCCCGGGGCAGAGGCGGGUAGAGCCAAACGUGCCAGCAGAGAAGAAAUACCAUAUUACCAUGCCGGCCCCCCCUGGUGGUCACGCCGGAGCUCUCUAAUUGCUCAUGUGUGCGUCGGUUCUUUCUAUUGUACAUGCCAUAGCUCUGGAACCAAUGGCCGCCCGGCCAUCGUCAUCGGUUUUCUCUCUCGGCGUAUCUACGUAACUGCCGACCUAGAACCGUAUGUGAAAAACAAAAAUGCCCAAGGACAACAGGACAUAGCACGUUUCAUGCCCGUCCCGUUCCA